GUGCGCAUCACCGCAACACUGCGCGACGCUGAUGGUCGCGCCGACUGCCUCCAAUCUCUCUACAACUCUCGAAGUCUACGUAUGCUGGAAGGUUGAUGUCAAGGCGCAUUAGGCUUCCACAAUUGGUUCCCUCGUGUCCUCUGCGCGAUGGAGGGCGCGUCUGCUGAGGGCCUCGCCUCCGAGCCUCCGAUCCCUUUUCAACUCCGCCAAAAGAUGUUGAAUCGCGCAGCAACCUUUGCCGACGGUGUGCAGCCCUCGCCUGCACGUUCACUCCGACGCCGUAGCUCUCUGCUCUCCGACCUGUCGGACACGCGACACUCGACUCGGUCCUCAACCGAUAACCUCCUUAGAAAUACAGAAGCUCAGAAUAAGAGCGCAUCCUUGGAGGACGGAAACCAACUAAUAUCCAGCCCGGUCAUUUUCGCCAUAUUCCCAGCCGUUGGCGGACUCCUAUACCAGAAUGGUGCUGCUGUCUUGACUGAUCUCUUCACCCUGGGGCUGGCUUCAUGGUUUCUGCACUGGUGUUGCACAUUCCCCUGGACUUGGUACCACCUAGCGCAGCAGCGGCGGUACAUUGAACCCGACGAGCCCCAGUUCGAUGAUACGAUUGAAGAAGAGGAUGAAGACAGUGUCCACGACCCUGGGGACGACCCAGCCUUGGCAGCAGACGACACGAAAGCGAGAGAGCGAGUGGGUGCGACCGCGGCACAGCUCGAAGCAAGCCAGGCUCUGAAGCUACAAGAACGAAUGGCAUUCGCUGCGUGCUUUCUGGGCCCCUUGAUUGGAGCCUACCUCCUUCAUACCAUUCGUGGGCAACUAAAGGUCACUGAGGGGCUGGUGUCUGAUUACAACCUGACCAUAUUCGUCAUGGUCGCAGAGCUCCGGCCAAUUGCGCGCCUGAUGAAGAUGCAGGAAGAACGCAUGUUCCAUCUCCAGCGUGUCGUGAAGACAAAUUCAGCGGAUCUGCUGGACUCUGACGAUGCGCAAGCACUAGCACAGCGGCUAUCAGAGCUGGAAGGCAGACUGAGCGGUCCAACAGCGAACAAUGAUCUGGAGAUAUCGCGAGUUGCUGUGGAAGUGCAACAGGGUCUACAGAAACAGCUAGAUGCCAUCACAAGAGCGAUCCGACGCUAUGAGAAGAGGACGACUUCACAGACAAUGCAGAUCGAAGCACGCUUUCAAGAGGUCGAUCUACGCUUGAGGGAUGCGUUGACCCUGGCGGCAGCGGCAGCACGAACGGGGCAACGGCCUGGCAUCGUGUCGAGCGUUAUUAGCUGGAUCAUAAAUGUCAUCAGCAAUGGUCUGCAGGGUGCUUGGGACAUUGCUCUGUAUCCGCUUCGGACUGUCAUUGCCCUUACAAUGGAGAUGAAGUCGUACUUUGUCAAGGAUGAAGAACGGCAGUCGCGAAAACGAGUAAAGGGACAGUCUAAUGGCCACUCGUCAGUACCGACGUCUAGGACACAGUCGAAAAGCACACGCUGAUAUUGCUCUUAAUACACCUACUUCACCUACGCUUAUUCCUCGUACAUGUCCAGUGUUUUGCCUUCUGAAUGGAAAUUAACUUGUGGACUACAAAGCCGGAGUCAUGACGCGGAACACGAAUGACAUCUCUAGGGUUACAUACGGAAAUGCAGCUUAUCUUAGGCCCACAUUCCAUGUAGCUUCGUGGGCGAUCAAUCAUCGUAGUCCGACAGCGGCGAGUUCGGCUUCUUCGCAUCCAGUAAUCCGACCCUAGAUGCAACGUCCAGUUACCGUCGUUGCUACCCCGCCCCCACCAUAGCUACAAGUAAAU
This is a messenger RNA of Boeremia exigua, 1792 nucleotides long. RefSeq lists its product as uncharacterized. Bases 148 to 1482 code for a protein of 444 amino acids. The record is from RefSeq and is a predicted model, not a curated record. The transcript has 2 exons. Lineage: Eukaryota; Fungi; Ascomycota; Dothideomycetes; Pleosporales; Didymellaceae.